Messenger RNA from Chiroxiphia lanceolata (lance-tailed manakin), 769 nucleotides. Its product is annotated as scale keratin-like. Gene Ontology annotation, cellular component: intermediate filament. The transcript has 2 exons. Lineage: Eukaryota; Metazoa; Chordata; Aves; Passeriformes; Pipridae. Gene Ontology annotation, molecular function: structural constituent of cytoskeleton. The record is from RefSeq and is a predicted model, not a curated record. Bases 22 to 606 code for a protein of 194 amino acids.
GCUGGGGUGGCAGCCGGGGGGAUGCUGACUCAGGGAGGGGCAGGAGCGGCCCAGCCCUGGUGUCAUCAGCAGCAGGGAGUGUCCCCUGUGCACAUUGGCCCGGCCGGGGCUGAGCCGUGGUGGGGCUGCUAUAAAAGGCCUGGCCGGGCCAGGCUGUGCCAAGCUCCUCUGGCCACCUUGUCCUCGGGGAAAAGGAGCUCCAGCGCAUCCCUGGCCGAGAUGUCCUGCUACGAGCUGUGCCCCCCCAAAGCCAGCGUGGCUGUGCCCAAGCCCAGCGUGGCUGUGCCCCAGCCCAUCGCCGAGAGCUGCAACGAGCUGUGCGCCCGCCAGUGCCCCGACUCCACGGCCUUCAUCCAGCCGCCCCCCGUGGUGGUCACCUUCCCCGGCCCCAUCCUCAGCUCCUUCCCCCAGCAAGCCGUGGUGGGCUCCGCCGGAGCCCCCGCCUUUGGGGGCUCCCUGGGGCUGGGGGGCCUCUACGGCCAAGGGGCCACCCAGGCCUCGGGGGGCCUCUGCACCUUUCCCACAGCCUGCGCUGCUCCCGCCUGCAGCCCUUGGCUCCUGCCCCGCUACUCCAGGAAAAUCUGGGACACCUGCGGGCCCUGCUAGACCCAGCCCACACCCCACUGACAGCGCUCACCACGCUCCACAACCCACCAGCUGCACAACAGCCCUUGGCCUCCUCCAGCCCGGCACCACCAGCCUGCCUGGCUCUUGCCCACCAUCUCUCUCACACUCUCUCCUGACCCUCUCUUCUCAAUAAACUUUUCCU